AUGAGUUUGUCACUGGUUGCUUAUGAUGACUCAGACUCUGAGGCAGAAACUGAAAAAACUGAAGUACCCGAUACUUCUAACAGACAAAGAAGCCUUCCAAGUUCUUCUGUGACUCCUGUUCAGUACUUUGCACCUGGUAGUUUGGGUACAAAAUCUACAUAUGAAAUGCAGCCUACUGAGAUCACUGGCAGUUCUGGCACAAGCACUGUUUGUGAAGAUCCCCCUGAGCAUUAUGCACAGAGUAAUAGUGCUGAUUUGACAUCUCCGUAUUGUAGGAGAGCAUACUCUGGCCAUACUGCAUUAUCUCUGUCCUACAAAAACUAUGAACAGACAGCGAGCUCUUCAACAAACUCUGUAAAUGGCAUUUCCCAGAAGAGAAUACAUAAAGACAGUACCACUACCAUAAAAGGAAUUAGGCCCUAUAUCCCUAAAAGAUUGCGUCAAGAAAAUUCCAGCAUGCCUGAAAAGAAAGAAUCUGAUCAGAGAGAUAGCUCAGAUUGUGAUGUUCAGCUAGGCAUAUCAGGAGAACAGACUUUGAGAAAGAUCUCUGAAUUAAUUAAGCCAUAUUUGGGAUCCAAAUAUAAAUUAACUGAAGUCCCCAAAAGCUUAAUAUUUCACAUAUCUAAACACAGCGGUCCUGUUAAUGAAAUCCAGUGGUGUCCUGUACGAGAACAAAGUCACAUGCUUCUCUCGGCUUCUAUGGAUAAAACAGUCAAGGUAUGGGAUGCUGUAGAUACAGGCUGCUGUUUAAAAACAUAUUCCUGUCACUCCUGCGCUGUCCGAGCUGCCCGGUGGUCAUCUUGUGGAAGAAGGAUCCUCAGUGGGGGCUUUGAUUCCAUGCUGCAUUUAACUGAUGUAGAAACAGGGAAGCAGAUAUUUAGCAGCAAAAAUGAAUUUAGGAUCAGCGUGCUGAAGUUUCACCCUACAGAGUCAAAUAUUUUCAUUUGUGGAGGGUUCAGCCCAGAAGUUAAAGCUUGGGAUAUAAGGACUUCUAAGGUGGUAAGAGUGUACAAGGCUGCAGUACAGCAGACACUGGAUAUACUUUUUCUCCCUGAAGGAAGAGAAUUUCUUACAAGCACAGAUGCAGUAAGCCGGGACUCAGCUGAUCGUACCAUUAUUGCAUGGGACUUCCAAAGUGCUGCGAAAAUCUCCAAUCAGAUUUUUCAUGAGCGUUACACUUGCCCAAGUCUGACUCUGCACCCAAAAGAGUCUGUGUUUGUUGCUCAGACGAACGGGAACUACAUGGCUUUGUUUUCUGCCCAGCGACCUUACCGAAUCAACAAAAAGAAAAGAUACGAAGGACAUAAGGUGGAAGGAUUUGCAGUGGGCUGUGAAUUUUCUCCAGAUGGAACACUUUUGGUGACAGGAAGUUCAGAUGGCAAAGUGUUUUUCUACAACUAUCAUACUGCUAGGAUUAUUCGCACUUUGUCUGCACAUAAAGAAGCUUGUGUGAGUGCAAUAUUUCACCCAGUCUUGCCAUCGCUCCUUGCAACAUGUGAUUGGGCUGGAGAAAUCAAGAUCUGGCAAUAA
Molecule: messenger RNA, 1530 nt
Organism: Charadrius vociferus (killdeer)
Lineage: Eukaryota; Metazoa; Chordata; Aves; Charadriiformes; Charadriidae
Gene: WDR25
Product: WD repeat domain 25
Exons: 6
Coding region: 1-1530 (509 amino acids)
Molecular function (GO): protein binding
Source: RefSeq, a predicted model, not a curated record